Choloepus didactylus (southern two-toed sloth) is the source of this 1511-nucleotide messenger RNA. It is a transcript of the gene DGAT2, whose product is annotated as diacylglycerol O-acyltransferase 2. The coding region runs from base 219 to 1364 and encodes 381 amino acids. The transcript is spliced from 8 exons. Gene Ontology annotation, molecular function: diacylglycerol O-acyltransferase activity. The record is from RefSeq and is a predicted model, not a curated record. Gene Ontology annotation, biological process: triglyceride biosynthetic process. Gene Ontology annotation, cellular component: endoplasmic reticulum membrane. NCBI's taxonomy places the organism in Eukaryota, Metazoa, Chordata, Mammalia, Pilosa, Megalonychidae.
CUGGCCUUGUGGCGGCGGGCUUGGCUCUUUCUUGGCGAGCUCCUCCGGCCACCAGGGCUGGUGGCCCUCAGCUCCCUGUGCUGUAGCCGCCCGCGCUUCGGCGCCGCUGCGGGGCUCCGGUCCUCUGCGCGUAGCCCUGGCCCUGGCGGCCGGCGCAUGGGCCAGGGGCGCGGGGUGAGGCGGCUUUCCGCAGGGCCGUGACCUGCACCGGCUUCAGCAUGAAGACCCUCAUAGCUGCCUAUUCCGGGGUCCUGCGAGGUGAGCAGCCGGCCGAGGCUGUUCGGAGUGAGCGCUCUCCUGGAGGACCUGUGCUAUCACGCACUGGCUCCAGCAUCCUCUCAGCCCUCCAGGACCUCUUCUCUAUCACCUGGCUCAACAGGUCCAAGGUGGAGAAGCAGCUGCAGGUCAUUUCAGUGCUGCAAUGGGUCCUGUCCUUCCUCGUGCUGGGAGUGACCUGCAGUGUCAUCCUCAUGUACACAUUCUGGACUGACUGCUGGCUCAUCGCUGUGCUCUACUUCACCUGGCUGGCGUUUGACUGGAAUACACCCAAGAAAGGUGGCAGGAGGUCACAGUGGGUCCGAAACUGGGCUGUGUGGCGGUACUUUCGAGACUACUUUCCCAUCCAGCUGGUGAAGACACAUAACCUGCUGACUACCAGGAACUAUAUCUUUGGAUACCACCCCCACGGCAUCAUGGGCCUGGGUGCCUUCUGCAACUUCAGCACAGAGGCCACAGAAGUGAGCAAGAAGUUCCCCGGCAUAAGGCCCUACCUGGCCACGCUGGCCGGCAACUUCCGGAUGCCAGUGUUGAGGGAGUACCUGAUGUCUGGAGGCAUCUGCCCUGUCAACCGGGACACCAUAGACUACCUGCUUUCCAAGAAUGGGAGCGGCAAUGCCAUCAUCAUUGUAGUGGGGGGCGCGGCCGAGUCCCUAAGCUCCAGGCCUGGCAAGAACGCGGUCACCCUGCGCAACCGCAAGGGCUUUGUGAAACUGGCCCUGCGCCAUGGAGCUGACCUGGUUCCCACAUAUUCCUUUGGGGAAAAUGAGGUGUACAAGCAGGUGAUCUUCGAGGAGGGUUCCUGGGGCCGAUGGGUCCAGAAGACGUUCCAGAAGUACAUCGGCUUUGCCCCGUGCAUCUUCCAUGGCCGAGGCCUCUUCUCCUCUGAUACCUGGGGGCUAGUGCCCUAUUCCAAGCCCAUCACCACUGUUGUGGGUGAGCCCAUCACCAUCCCCAGGCUGGAGCACCCAACCCAGCAAGACAUCGACCUGUACCAUGCCAUGUACAUGGAGGCCCUGGUGAAGCUCUUCAACAAGCACAAAACCAAAUUCGGCCUCCCGGAGACCGAGGUCCUGGAGGUGAACUGAACCAGCUCUUGGGGGCCAGCUCCCGGGAGGAACCAUCUACAAAUCAUUUUCUACUGAGUUCUCGAGUGCUUUUUGUUCUGUAAAUUUGGAAGCGUCAUGGGUGUCUGUGGGUUAUUUAAAAGAAAUUACAAUAAUUUUGCUAAACUA